This is a messenger RNA of Physella acuta, 4865 nucleotides long. Its product is annotated as transient receptor potential cation channel subfamily M member-like 2. Lineage: Eukaryota; Metazoa; Mollusca; Gastropoda; Physidae. Gene Ontology annotation, biological process: calcium ion transmembrane transport. The record is from RefSeq and is a predicted model, not a curated record. Gene Ontology annotation, cellular component: plasma membrane. Gene Ontology annotation, molecular function: ligand-gated calcium channel activity.
AUCCGCUGUUGCGAAAAUGUGUAGGAUAGGCCUAGUGUAAUGUACAAUAUGACAACAAACAAGUCUGCAUUUAGUAAAUAAUACAAACAUGGAGUGCAGAAUUCCUAGAUCCAUCUAGUGUGAUGACAUCAAUACACACACCCAGCAAUAUGAGUCACAGCUUUCAAGGAGGAUCCUCCGUAGCUUGGACAGGAGAAUCGCCUGAUCUGUCAGCAUCCAUGGGAAAAUCUGAGCUGAAGGAGGCAUAUAUUACAGGUAGAAGGAGACAGAUGGGUUUCAAAGCAAGAUCAGUGCAAGAAAAGGAGGAUCUCUACCUUCAGUUAAGGGAUCAGCAAAUCAAGUAUAUUAAAGAAACAUUUUACCAAAAGGAAUGCAACAAGUUCAUACCUUUGCCAGGCCAGUGUGGUAAUGGAAAAACAAUAAAAGCCAAAGAUGUAAAGUGUCACUGUGGUGAGGUUUUAAUGAUGCAUGCUGGAAUUCAGUCAAGAGCAACUCAUUCUCCUUAUUCAAAUGCAAGGACCACUAUUCCCCCAGAAUUUGAAUAUUUAUUAAAAUACCAAGACCAAGAUUUAAUAGAACUUCCAAAGUCCAAAGACACUUGGGAUCAAUCAAGCUGCUUUUCAGUUACACCUACAACUGCUUUUGGGCGGAUUGAUUUUAAUGUAGAACAAGUUGGAGGCAAAAAACCAUCAAAGUACCUAAGGCUGUGCAUCAAAAAUAACGUUGAGGAAACUGUUGACAAAUGCUUAGACCUUCUAAAGAAUUACUGGAACAUGAUGGACCCUGAGCCCCCUCACCUAGUCAUCUCAGUUGUUGGUGGGGCGAAAAACUUUAAGCUGGAUGGUCGCAUGCGGGAAACAUUUUCCACUGGUCUUAUAAAGGCUGCAAAGACAACAAAUGCAUGGCUGAUAACAUCUGGCUUCAACAUGGGAGUAAUGAAGGCAGUGGGGCAGGCAGUGCAUGAAGGUCAAAGUUUUCAGUGGAAGAAUGAUAAAAUGACACACGUCCUCAGAUGUAUUGGCAUAGCACCGUGGGGCUAUGUGAAAGGGAGGAAGUAUUUAGAAAGUUCUGAUGGAAAAGGAAAAUUUAAUGCCUACUACCGUACCAGUAAUCAGAUCAUUCACAAACAGCCUGUACCUUUAAAUCCAGACCACACCCACUUUAUAUUUGUGGAUGAUGGGUACAGGUACAGGUAUGGUGGAGUGGCAGAUUUUAGGUCCAAAUUUGAGAAGAAGAUUGCCUCAGGUUUAGCAGAAAAGGGUCUGGAAAUCCCCCUGGUGUUGUUGUUGGUUGAAGGUGGCACAGAUGCCAUCCAGGAUGCCAGCGUGUCAUUAGCGCAGGGAAUUCCUGUUGUUGUAUGUGCUGGCACAGGAAGGGCUGCUGACAUCUUGGCUUAUGCUUACAACCAUACCAAGACUAAUGGAACAAGCCGUGUAAUGAAAGACACACAUCAGGACAAACUGGCACAGAAGAUUUACAUCGCCUACAAGGAUAACCUCAAACAGGGAAAAGAAAAAGAUGAGUUGGAGGCCCUGAAGGAUAAGGUCAUUGACUGCUGCAAGAAUGAGGAUCUGAUGACAAUUUUCAAUAUGAAUAAACAUGAGGAUUUGGACUCUGCCAUUUUGUCAGCUCUGUUUAAAGCAAAAAUCUCUUCUUCCCGUGAGAACCAAUUGAACCUGGCUUUUACUUGGAAUAGAGCAGACAUAGCACAAGAGGAAAUUUUUAGGGAGGAUGUCAUAUGGAAGGAAGGUAGCCUGGCUGAGUUUUUAACUAAAGCACUGAUUGAGAAUAAAGUUGAAUUUGUGAAACUUUUGCUCAACAAUGGAAUCAUCAUGCAGGAAUAUCUUACCAAGACAAAACUAGAGGCUCUGUAUAAAUCAAUUCCAAAGCAUUCCCAUCUGCAACAAAUCUCAUCAUUCCCUAAAGAAGAGCAUUUGAAUUUGGACUCAAUAGGAAAAUUCAUCCAAUCAAUGCUUGACAAGUAUGAACACAACUUUUAUGUAAAGGAGGAUAAAUCUCACAAGUUCUCCAACAACAAUAACGUGUCCAGCAUACUGUUUGCCUCGGCUCUCAGACACAAGGACCUUGACUCAUCAGAUGAUGGCACAGAGCCAAAUGCCUUCAUGUGGCCGUAUAAACAAUUGCUUAUUUGGGCAGUUCUUCUAAACAGAUAUGAGUUAGCCCACUUGUUUUGGGAACUAGGAGAGGAACCAAUUGCCAGCGCCUUGAUAUGCACUGUACUGUGUGCCAGGAUGGAUGUCAAGGUGCCUAAAUAUCUCACAGCUCUCAAAAACGAUUUCCACAAAAUGAAAACCGAGUUUGAGCAAAUAGCGAUCAGUGUGUUAGACGAGUGCCAUAAUGUAGACCCUGACAAAGCAAUGAUGUUGAUAGAAAGAGAGUCGCCAGUUUGGAAUGGCUUGACCUGUCUUCAGAUUGCAGCCUCUGCCUCAGAUCAGGCCUUUGUUUCUUCAGUUGCUUCUCAAAACUCCAUCAACAAUGUGUGGAAAAAUGGCAUUGCAGCAAGUUGGCCGAAGGUGUUUUUAUGUGCACUCUUCCCACUGUUGAUUCCUUUGAUUAUGGAGAUCAGCAUGUUUGGGGAGAGAGUUCAAAGGCAUAAAGACAAACUUAUUUUGUUCUACACCUCACCACUGACCAAGUUUUCACUCUACUCAGCCUCAUACCUGGCAUUCCUGGCACUGUUUACCUACAUGCUGAUGGUUGACUACAUGAAGGAACCUUCAGUCACUGAGUGGAUCAUCUUGAUAUGGAUCAUCAGUUUGCUCGUUGGGGAAAUCCAUUCGUUUAUAGUGUUUCCCUCGCCAUCAUUCAGUGGGAAGCUGAGAGAUUUCUUUGGAGUGCUGGACAGGCUUGCCUUUAUUAAUUAUGUCCUGGCCAUCAUUGGUUUCAUUGUGAGGUGGACACAUCGCAGCGAGACCAAGGUCAUCUACUGCAUCAAUGCCGUCAUAUUUUACAUCCGUGUCAUGAAACUCUAUACUGCAAACAGGCGGCUGGGUCCCAAGAUUUACAUGAUAAAUCGGAUGCUUCAAGAACUGGCCAUGUUUGUUAUGGUGUUGAUGGUGUUUUUGAUGGCCUACGGUGUUGCAAGCCAGGGUUUGCUGUACAAAAACAGAAGUAAAGAAUGGCUCAUCCUUAAGGACAUUCUUUACUUUCCUUACUGGCAACUCUUUGGGGAGCUAUUUCUGGAAGAGCUGGAAACUGAUGGAGCUUGUACAUCCAGCCUUAAAGCUUCUCACAACUUCACUGCCCUGCCUGAUGAGUUCAACACUUGUCGCACUUAUCACUGGCUGGUUCCCUUGCUGCUGGCCCUCUACUUGCUCAUAGGAAAUGUCCUUCUGCUCAAUCUGCUCAUUGCCAUUUUUAGCCACGUGUUUGACACUGUAGAGAAAAAUGCUAUCGACAUUUGGAAGUUUCAGAUGUACUCUCUUGUGAUGGAGUUUAAAAACAGACCUCUCUUAUUCCCACCCCUUAGUAUUCUGUCUGACAUAUCUACUUUCUUUCAAUGGGUCUACAAGAAAAUUUCUGCUAAAAAAAGAAUGAAAACUGAGCUGUACCAGAAGCAUCAGUUGGAGUUUCUUUCAUUCUUUGAGAAGGAGAUGAUGGCCAACAAGAUGAGAACCAUCAAAGAAAAUGACAUGCAGUCAGUGGACACGAAGUUCCGAAUUUUACAAACCAGGAUGGAUGAACUGAGGCAGGUGAUAGAGGAUGAUCUCAUGACUGAGCAGCAGUACAUGAUGCAGGUGUUUGAUGCUGACCCUAAAGCAAUAACCAAAGUUCAGGUAGAAGAGAGUAACCCAGGUGUGAACACCACUGCUCAGGAUUCUUCUGAGCCAAGAAGAAAACACAAACACAAGAAGAAAAAAAAGAAGAAGGACAAGGACAUGCCAGUUGUAGAAGAGGUGAAGGAUGAAAGUUCACCUGAUGACAUCGUCACUGACAAAAAGGUCAAGGUCAUACCUGAGGUUGACCUGACAGACUUUGACAUGCCCAGGAUACAAGCAGUUGCCUCCCCUAAAGUAGUACUCAGCCCCACCACCUCCAAGAGGUUCAACUAUUCUGAGAUAGAUUCCGAGGAGGAGAUUCCGCUAGAAAUUUACUCUCCUCGUGUACCUAAAAUUAGCCUGAGACCGUCCAUAAGCUCCAUAGACUCGCACAUCAUAGACAACACCCCAGGGGCUUCGUAUCAACAGGUGACACAACGAAAAUCCCGGCAACAGUUUUCAUAAUACCUGGUCGAAUACAUACUUCAAUAGGUUAUAAAAUACUUGAUGCUGCUGAUUUGACUGCUCAAGGAACAUCUUUGUAACAGAUAUACAUAAAAUAUUAUUAAUGACGCAAUAUGUAUAUUUAUUUUACAUUUGAAGAUAUCAUGAAGAUAUUGUUGAUGAAUAUUCACUGUAUUUGUGAAUAGAUUUGUUUUCAAAAUGUCUUUAUUCUAAGUGACUUGUAUUUUAUUAUUUAUAUGAGGGUAUUUAAAAAUACCUAAUUGUUGCAAAAUGUAAAAUAUAAAGUUAUAACAUAAAAUUGUCAUCAAUAUUAUUACUGACAAGUUAAAACCUUGUUAUAAAUCACGACAUGUGUAAAAUAUAAAGUAAUGUUUGUCAUCAACACACAUGAUAUUGAUAUAAAACAUCAGCUAAUGUUAAUCACUGACCCACAUCAACUAUUUUUUAUUUUGUAAAUCCUUAUGUGUGUAAUGAUUUAGUAGUCUCCCCUUGCACAUUAAACUAGAUUGAUGUAUAGUUAACACCUUAUCUCUGAGAGCUGGAUUAAAUGAAGCUUCUACAAGAUUUGUUUUUGUUUUAACCUGAAAGAUAUACCAAAAAAUAAAGAUCUCUUUAUCUGGC